Corythoichthys intestinalis (scribbled pipefish) is the source of this 2562-nucleotide messenger RNA. It is a transcript of the gene lpla, whose product is annotated as lipoprotein lipase a. Bases 114 to 1667 code for a protein of 517 amino acids. The record is from RefSeq and is a predicted model, not a curated record. The transcript has 10 exons. Lineage: Eukaryota; Metazoa; Chordata; Actinopteri; Syngnathiformes; Syngnathidae. Gene Ontology annotation, biological process: very-low-density lipoprotein particle remodeling; triglyceride catabolic process; fatty acid biosynthetic process. Gene Ontology annotation, molecular function: apolipoprotein binding; lipoprotein lipase activity.
GAAAUUUCACUCAACGCACACGGAACGUUAAGCCAUUACUUUCGGUUUUAAAACUCGGAUAUCGAUCCUUUAAUACGACUCAGGACAUCUCACAGGACCAACGUUUUAAUAAUAUGGGAAAAGAAAACGGGCGUUUUUUCCCAGUUUGGAUACUUUUGGGAAAAAUCUUUGCCACUCUUUGCUCGGACCCUGAACUCACCACCAACAGUGGGUUUGUGAACAGCAGUGUCACCCCUACCUCCCUGCCCGCCACCACCGCUGAGUGGCUCACCAAUUACACAGACAUCGUUUCCAAGUUCUCCCUGCGCACGGCCGACAUUCCUGAUGAUGACAUGUGCUACAUAGUGACCGGCAGUCCCGAAACCAUCCGGGAGUGCAAUUUCAAUGCGCAGACGCAGACGUUUGUCAUCAUCCACGGAUGGACAGUAACGGGCAUGUUUGAGAGCUGGGUACCCAAACUGGUAUCGGCUCUGUACGAACGCGUACCCAGCGCCAAUGUGAUCGUGGUGGACUGGCUGACACGUGCCAACCAGCACUACCAUACUUCCGCGGCCUCCACUAAACUGGUGGGCAGAGACGUGGCCAAGUUUGUCACCUGGAUACAAAAAGAGCUGGAGCUGCCAUGGGACAAGAUCCACCUGGUGGGGUACAGUCUUGGGGCACACGUGGCUGGAAUUGCCGGUGACCUAACUGACCACAAGAUCAGCAGGAUCACAGGAUUGGAUCCCGCUGGUCCCAUGUUUGAACACGCAGACGAGCAGGAUACGCUGUCCAAGGACCACGCCCAGUUUGUGGACGUCCUGCACACCAACACCCGAGGUUCGCCCGGCCGCAGCAUUGGCAUCCAGAGGGCCGUGGGUCACAUCGACGUCUACCCCAACGGAGGAACUUCCCAGCCGGGUUGUGACAUUCCAAACACCCUGAGGGUGAUUGCGCUGGAAGGACUCAGAGGCCUACAAAAUGCGGACCAACUGGUCAAGUGUUCGCACGAGCGCUCCAUCCACCUUUUCAUUGACUCGCUACUCAACGCGCAGCAGCAGAGCAUGAUGGCUUACCGCUGUCACUCUCGCGAGGCCUUCAACAAGGGCUUGUGCCUCAGCUGCCGCAAGAACCGCUGCAACAAAAUCGGCUACAACAUCAACAAGGUCCGUAUGACACGCGGGGCCAAGAUGUACCUCAAGACUCGAGAAAUGAUGCCCUACAAAGUUUUCCACUACCAAGUAAAGAUGCAUCUGUUCGCCAUGGGAACCUUGAACUUGAAAGAGCAACCCAUGAAAAUUUCCUUGUAUGGAACCGAGGGAGAGAAGGAAGACAUCGCCUUUGUCCUGCCCGUCAUGGACAGCAACAGCACGCUGUCCUUCCUCAUCACCACCGACGUGAGCAUCGGCGACUUGAUGAUUGUCAAACUGCGCUGGGAAAAGGAUGCCAUCUUCAGGUGGUCGGACUUAUGGGAAAGCAAGUUCUACGUCCGAAAAAUACGUGUCAAAUCAGGGGAGACACAGUCGAAGGUGAUUUUCAGUGCAAAGGAAGCAGAGUUCACCGAUCUGAUCCGAGGUGGAGAAGCGGCAGUGUUUGUCAAGUCCAAAGAAGACAACAGAAGUCGUAAAGAAAAGCUGAUGCACAAAUUGAAGACGCAGGGCAGUCUCUUUGGUCAGAACGAUGCUUAGAAAUCAUCACCAAGCUUAUCGUUCACCACCAAAGGACAACACUGCGUGGAAAUCGGCAAUCCAAGCACACAAAAACCGUAUGCAAGAUCACUCUGAACUUUGGAAACAAAAUGUUACAUAUCUGAUGAUGUGCUCAGAUUUUAUAUUUGUACACGUUCUAUUUGCAAAUCAUUUGUUUAAGCUUAUGUUGUUUGUACACACUUUUUUGUGCCUAUAUGAACUUUGAAUUAUUACGUAUCUAAUUGAUUCAGGGUGACAGGCAAAAUGUAGGCACAUUUAUAUAGUGUUUGUCGUAAAAACGCAAGAUGAUCAUUUUUGUUCCUUUGUUCGACCACUAACUGCCAACAAUCGCCAGGGACCAAAGAGUUUUUGACUAUCUACUGAAUCACAUUGGUCUUGUAAAUACCAUGUUUAAAGAAAUAUAUCAGUGUUUUAUAUUUGGGAUUCUGAAUUGUGUUCAUUUGAUUCAAUUGCGUUUUGAUUAUCGUAUCACAGGUCACUUUAAAACACUUUCAUGUUCUUCAACGUAGACAUUUUAAAUAAAAACAUUUAUGCUCAGUUUGAGAUUGCAGCCUUAAUUAAGUUGCAAAAUUGAUGAAAAUUUGUAACGGACCUUCCAACGCAAUAACCAUAAUACAUCUCAAGAAUACGCUGUAUUGUAUUUAUUGAAUGUACAUUUAUAUAUUUGUAUAUUAAGCUGUAAUAUAUUUUGUCAUGCUUCCGUUGACUGUAUUUUUUGAUAAAAAGCCGUUUUGUGAUUAUUCCUGAAUGUGCCAAUUGUUUGUAUGAGGGAUCCAAUGGGUCUCCAUGCAUGCUGUUGAGCGCAUUUAACUGAUUUGCAGUUCACUGUAUUAAGAAGUAGCCCCAGAUGGUUUAAUAAAGAUAUUAAAUAUUA